Molecule: messenger RNA, 2995 nt
Organism: Megalops cyprinoides (Indo-Pacific tarpon)
Lineage: Eukaryota; Metazoa; Chordata; Actinopteri; Elopiformes; Megalopidae
Gene: coq8b
Product: coenzyme Q8B
Exons: 15
Coding region: 61-2019 (652 amino acids)
Biological process (GO): ubiquinone biosynthetic process
Cellular component (GO): extrinsic component of mitochondrial inner membrane
Molecular function (GO): kinase activity
Source: RefSeq, a predicted model, not a curated record
GGCAGGACCUAUAGAACAAUCAGAACACAUUGUUCUGUACAGUAUUUAUUUUUCAUCAACAUGAUGAUGUCGGAGGUGCUCCAGGUGCUGCGGGGGGCGGGGCGGGUGGGCGCGGCCUUCGCGGCCACGCAGGGGGAGCAGCUGAGGCUCAUGGCCUGUAACUCCACACUGGGUGCUGGGAUCAAGGUGGCACAGCAGGCGGUGGAGGGUGUCGUGGGCACAGUAAUGGGGAGCGGAACGACGCCUAAGCCAGACUUCCCGGACAGUGAGGGCUGGGAGGAGAUGGAUCAGGAUGAGGCAGCGAAGUGGGCGAUGGGCUCGGAGAUGCCGCCCGAGUUUGCCGUGCAGGAGGCCCCGGGAGUCUUGCAGGACCAAGGAGUCUCACAGGAGCCGGGGAUCUCGCAGGACCAAGCGGCAGACGGGGCCCCCAGGGAGCCGCUGUCCCGCCAGGCGGCCGGGUGGGAGGGCCCGGGGGGCCUGGGGGGGCCCGGAGGCUUGCACGGCCAGAGCACAAGGUUCCUCCACUACACCUCGGUGCUGCGCGGCACCAGGUUCCUCCAUGACUCCGCAGUUGGCAGGCUCACGGCCGAGGACAUCAGGAAGGCCAGGCAGGCCAAGCAGGCAGCCGACAGGGAGACCCUCAUCCGACCAGCCAGACAAAAGCUUAGCGAUCGUGCCCGCGAGAGGAAAGUCCCUGCCACACGCAUCAGCCGCCUCGUUAAUUUUGGAGGUCUGGCUGUGGGCCUGGGUCUGGGAGCCAUUGCAGAGGUGGCCAAACAGUCACUUGGAGGCAAGCGCUCAGAGACGGGCGCCCUUCUGGACUCGCCCCUCCUGUCGGAGGCCAACGCCGAGAGGAUCGUGGACACCCUGUGCAAGGUGCGGGGGGCGGCGCUGAAGAUCGGACAGAUGCUGAGCAUACAAGAUAACAGCUUCAUCAAUCCCCAGCUGCAGAAGAUCUUUGAGCGGGUUAGACAGAGUGCAGACUUCAUGCCCUCCUGGCAGAUGAAAAAAGUGCUGGAGGAGGAGCUGGGGCCGGACUGGACGGACAAGCUGGCCUCCUUUGAGGAGAGGCCCUUUGCAGCUGCAUCGAUUGGCCAGGUGCACUGUGGCGUGCUGCACGACGGCAGGGAGGUGGCCAUGAAGAUCCAGUACCCCGGGGUAGCAAAGAGCAUCCACAGUGACAUCAACAACCUGAUGUCCGUGCUGAAGAUGAGUGUGGUGCUACCCGAAGGCUUGUUUGCAGACAGCAGUCUAGAGGUCCUUCAGAGGGAGCUGGCGUGGGAGUGCGACUACAAGAGAGAGGCGGAGUGUGCCAAGCGCUUCAGGGUGCUGUUGGAGGGCGACCCAUACUUCGAGGUCCCAGAGGUGGUGGAUGAGCUGACCGGGAGCCGGGUCCUGGCCAUGGAGCUGGUGUCUGGAGUGCCAUUGGACGCCUGCGUCAAUCUGGACCAAGAGACGCGGAAUGAGAUCUGCUUCAACAUCCUCCAGCUGUGUCUGAGAGAGCUGUUUGAGUUCCGCUUCAUGCAGACAGACCCCAACUGGGCCAACUUCUUCUACAAUGCUGAGAGGAACAAGGUGAUUCUCCUGGAUUUCGGCGCAUGCCGGGACUACUCCGUGGAGUUCACUGAUGACUACAUAGAGGUCGUGCAUGCAGCCUCUGUUGGAGACCGUGCCACUGUGCUGCAGAAGUCUAAGGACCUGAAGUUCCUCACUGGAUUUGAAACCAAGGCAUUUGAGGAGGCCCAUGUGGAGGCGGUGAUGAUUCUGGGCGAGGCCUUCGCCUCCUCUGAGCCCUUCGACUUUGGCACGCAGAGCACCACCCAGCGGAUCCAGAGCCUGAUCCCGGUGAUGCUGCGGCACCGCCUCACGCCCCCACCCGAGGAGAGCUACUCCCUGCACCGCAAAAUGGCCGGCUCCUUCCUCAUCUGCUCCAAGCUGGGCGCUCGCAUCCCCUGCCGGGACAUGUUCCAGGAUGUCUACGACGGUUACGCCCGCCGGCGCCUGGAGAGGGCUGCCUAACUGCGGGGGGGGAGGGGGGCGGCGAGUUUGGAGGAGGGGGCAGGCUUGGAUGUAGACGGGAAGACAUUUUUUAACUAGCCGUGUCAUCCCCCUGUUGCACUUAUUGGUAAUGUGAGAGAAAGAUGGCCGAGAGGGUCUGUGGCAAUGAAGAGGUGGACUCUACUCCAGCAAUGACACGCUGUUGUUCAACUUGGAGGGAUGGUGUUGAAACACACCCGUUCUGCUCUUCCUGUGCACUCCAUCUACAGACAUCCCUGUCCUUCGUCUCUCUGUCUCUCUCUGUCCUUCUCUCUGUCUCUUCCCGACAGUGCCAUCAGGAAACGCCGUCUGUAGCUCUGCACAUCGGCUCCACUCCACUGCCAAGGAACACUGUAUCAGCAGACAUCACCGCGAUGGUGAAAAGGCUCUCAGAUACAGAAAUGAACUGACCGGUACAGCUUCAGUGUGAAAUCCACAACAAUGAACCAGCAACUGUAUAAAAGAACACUGUGGCAUAUAAUGCAGAAAAAAAGGGACUGUUUAAUUAUUUGUUAUCAAGUUGGUGUGACACAAUGAGGUGUUUGCACAAUAUACCAUCUUGGCUAUGCUGCUGCAUAGUGUGGGAUUCCACUUUUUCCUAUGCUGGAGCAAAAACAGUAUACAUAUAUAUAGAUAUAAUUAUGGUUUAUGGUGAAGUGAUUGACAUGGUCUAGGACUGUAAAAAGAAUGCCUCAUGUUUAUAGUUCAGGAGGCAAUCUGUAAAAAGUGUGUGCAUACCUGUGUGUGGCUUCUGCAGCUUUCAGUAAUUUAGCAUGCCCUUCCAUUUGAGUUGCCUUGAGAUGCUGUAAGUGUCACUUGAGAAUUUUUCCAGGCACCAUUCCAGCAGAAGUGGACACAUGAACAGUGGGGUGUUGUGUGUUUCAGCUCCGUGCAAUAAAAAGAUGGCUGAUGUGGGCUUGGAGGUACCACAUUUGAUUAUUGUUGAAUAAACUUGGCU